This is a messenger RNA of Ophidiomyces ophidiicola, 1809 nucleotides long. RefSeq lists its product as uncharacterized. Gene Ontology annotation, biological process: regulation of DNA-templated transcription. The coding region runs from base 1 to 1809 and encodes 602 amino acids. Gene Ontology annotation, molecular function: zinc ion binding; DNA-binding transcription factor activity, RNA polymerase II-specific. The record is from RefSeq and is a predicted model, not a curated record. Lineage: Eukaryota; Fungi; Ascomycota; Eurotiomycetes; Onygenales; Onygenaceae. The transcript has a single exon.
AUGGCCGAAGUCUCCAACAAGCGCCCGCGGUCGCCCACCGCCGACUUCCCUGCGAUCGCAUCCAAAGUCCAGAAGACCUCCAACCAUCUCCAGAUCAACUACCUCGCGCGCCAAUACGCGGAGAACCUGCCUCUGGUGUCCGCGGACGACACCCUGCCCGCGAUCGUGCGCCUCAUCGGCGAGUACGACGGCGUGCUGCAGCGCCACGAGAGCAUCGCCGGCAACCUCGGCGCCUGUCCGCUGGGCCCCAUUCUGGUCAAGCGCUUCGAGCGCCUCUUCGACAACCCCCCGCGCGUGCUGAAGUCGAAUGGCAAGGAGGGCACCCAAGUGAGCUGGCUGGAUGUCGUCGAGUUUGCUAAAAGCAAGCCUGAGCAGUUCAACCUCGAGAAGACCAGAAAUGGCGUGCGCGUCUGCCAGAUCUACAUCAAGCAGAGUCGUGUCGAGAUCUCCGAGGAGGAUUACGUGCUGAUUGCCUCGGGCAUGCCGCAGAAGAUGAUCCCACCCCAACCUAUCAGUGAGGAUGAGGAGAAAGAGCUCGGUUCUCUCGAGAUACUCGAAAAGAAUCUGUCCCAGAUCAUUCAGUUGGCAGAUCAAGGUGAGCAAAGUACCCCAGCAUCCUUGUACCUCGAAUCCUCUUUAUUAAAACCUGCAUUCUGGUUAGUAUCCGCCCGCGCCAGGCAGCUGAACCAUCGCCUUAAAAAUCGCAGAAACGCGAUCAUCUCACGGCGGGAGAACGAUACAGGCUUGGCCGUGCAGAUCCCUCGACCUACCAGCCCCUGGAAGGAAUCUAAUGGCACCGGAGUAUCUGCCGCCUUUGCGGGCAACGGCCAGUCGCGUUCGCUCUCCCCACCGUCGGGGUUUGUGGCCGUCAACACGCGCUCGGAGCCCCACAAUGACCAUGAACAUGUUGUCUCUGGCGCGCAGUUCGCUUUUUCACAGCCGAACACGGAUAACGUGACUAUUAUCAAUGGUACAUCGAUCAAAGGCGCUUCGCCCAGCACGAGGGCAGAGCUAAUGAAGAAAUUUUUCACUACCUCAGACCGCCGACUUUUCCCCGAUGAAGAAAUCGCUAGCGUAGACGUCAGCCGCCACACUUCCAGGUCAUCUCGCCCCCGCGUGUCUGACCCCGGCGAAUAUAUGGGACCUUAUGCCCCCGUCGCGAUCCCAAGCACUCCCUCCUCCCUCCUCCCGCAGACGAAAUCUGCUAAUCACUACGAACGUGAUGAUGGGGGCCCGUAUAAAAGUGAGAUGGUUAGUAGAAUGGAGACCCUUCAGCGGGGUGAGCGUGUACUGCCGCCCUGUGAUCGCUGCCGCCGGCUGCAUAUGGACUGCCUCAAGAACUUAACUGCGUGCAUGGGUUGCACCAAAAAGCAUGCAAAAUGUUCCUGGAAAGAGGUAAGAUUGGAGGAACUGCGUGACCUCUAUCCGCGGCAAAGCCAGGAAGGCUCCCAGAGCCUCCUUCAAGAAGGCCAUGAAGGUCUGGAGAGGACCGGUUUCAACCCAGUGAACGCUGACACCCCUGCACCCACUGUCCGCCCUGCCUCGGAACCGCAGCUAUCAGCCCGAGCGUCACCUCCCCAACGAUCUCUGAGCGAAAACAUGGUGUCCCCCAUCAGUGAUACCCGACGAAGGGAGCCUCGACAACAUGACCAUAGCCACAUGAAUGGCAAUGGCUAUGGCGCCGACUAUGACCUUGAAGACCCCCCCGACCCGCUGGCGCAAGCCAUCCUGGAUACGAUGAACCAGCACCAUGCUCGCUCAGCCGCCGAGCGUGAGCGAGUCGAGGCGCAGCAAGCUAUGGCAAAGUAG